CUUGAAUGGAUAAUGCAAAGGAUCCUGAGAGACUAUCUUGGUUUGCGGCCCAAGUCAUGCAGUAUUUCCUCCGGAUUUUGGUAGGGGUGGGUGAUGUGAGUUGGUCAAGAAGGUCUCUCACAAGGGCCACGAGAAUUUCCAGACAAUCAACACCGGACGGACUCUGUCGAAAGCUGUUCCCUAGUCUCCCCAGAAAAUACGAUAUUGCUUCAAUGCUUCUUCACAUGACACGGAAGCGAUGCCAGCAAUAGUCAACGCUCUUGUGCAGUUGGUCUAGGUCGACCACAGUGUGCCACAAA
This is a messenger RNA of Aspergillus pseudonomiae, 299 nucleotides long. RefSeq lists its product as uncharacterized. Bases 6 to 251 code for a protein of 81 amino acids. NCBI's taxonomy places the organism in Eukaryota, Fungi, Ascomycota, Eurotiomycetes, Eurotiales, Aspergillaceae. The transcript has 2 exons. The record is from RefSeq and is a predicted model, not a curated record.